Messenger RNA from Rhagoletis pomonella (apple maggot), 2224 nucleotides. It is a transcript of the gene krz, whose product is annotated as beta-arrestin-1. Gene Ontology annotation, cellular component: cytoplasm. Gene Ontology annotation, biological process: G protein-coupled receptor internalization; signal transduction. The record is from RefSeq and is a predicted model, not a curated record. Gene Ontology annotation, molecular function: G protein-coupled receptor binding. The transcript is spliced from 3 exons. NCBI's taxonomy places the organism in Eukaryota, Metazoa, Arthropoda, Insecta, Diptera, Tephritidae. The coding region runs from base 318 to 1694 and encodes 458 amino acids.
GGUAUACACAUUCCUUGUGACGUUUCGUCUGUGUCAUUUUUUCUGAAUAUUUUGGGAUGGUCGUCGUCGUUCGAAAAUUAUUGGGAGAUGAAGACUAGCUAUUUAAGAAAAUAAUUUUGUAUACAAGUGGUUAAGAUAUGAGAGUAUAUUAAUACACAACAAAUAUUAAACAGGAAAACAAGUGUUUUGCCAGGAAAUGAAGGAAAAAUAAGAGCAAAAUUUCGAACGCAAUUAGAUGACAAAUCUGGAGUAAUCUGACAUAAGAAGCCAAUUAAAGCAAUCGAAUCAUUGAUACUGUUUUAGUAAAAGAGACACCGAUGAACACCCUUUCCACCAGCGGAGCUGCAACUACUGCCACACCCUCAUCUGAUGAGGCUGGAGGUGGCGGUGGCGAUGCAGAUGCAAGCUCGCGGCGUCAAGCCACUAGAGUUUUUAAAAAAAGUUCAUCUAAUGGUAAGAUUACAGUCUACCUGGGGAAACGUGAUUUCGUCGACCACAUUACGCAUGUUGACCCCAUCGACGGUGUGGUUUUUAUCGAUCCAGAGUAUGUUAAAGAUCGUAAAGUGUUUGGCCAAGUUCUUGCCGCAUUUAGAUAUGGACGUGAAGACUUAGAUGUACUAGGUUUGACGUUUCGCAAGGAUUUGUAUUUAGCGCAUGAACAAAUAUAUCCGCAACAACAAACCGAAAGGCCAAUGACAAGAUUGCAGGAACGACUCGUAAAAAAAUUAGGACCGAAUGCAUAUCCAUUUUACUUUGAAGUUCCUCCGUAUUGUCCGGCGUCAGUAUCGCUGCAACCAGCUCCUGGCGACACUGGUAAGUCAUGCGGUGUCGACUAUGAGCUGAAGGCUUUUGUUGGUGAACACAUUGAAGAUAAGCCUCACAAGCGUAAUUCAGUCCGCUUAACCAUACGAAAAGUGAUGUACGCACCGUCAAAGGUGGGCGAGCAGCCAUCCAUCGAAGUGAGCAAAGAGUUCAUGAUGAAGCCUAAUAAAAUCCACCUAGAAGCAAGUUUGGACAAGGAGUUAUACCACCACGGCGAAAAAAUUUCUGUCAAUGUACACGUAGCCAACAAUUCAAAUCGCACUGUCAAGAAGAUCAAAGUGUGUGUGCGUCAAUUCGCUGACAUUUGUCUUUUUUCUACGGCGCAAUAUAAAUCCGUGGUGGCGGAAACUGAAUCGGAAGAUGGUUGCCAGGUACUGCCUGGCUUUACGCUUUCUAAAGUAUUUGAACUAUGCCCACUGCUCGCCGACAACAAGGACAAAUGGGGGCUCGCGCUCGACGGCCAGUUGAAGCACGAAGAUACGAAUUUGGCGUCUAGUACGCUCAUAACGAAUCCGGCACAACGCGAAAGUCUUGGUAUUAUUGUUCACUACAAAGUGAAAGUUAAACUGCUGAUUAGCGGUCCGCUGCUAGGUGGUGAUUUAGUUGCAGAAUUGCCAUUUACCUUGAUGCAUCCAAAGCCAGAGGAGGAAGAUAAUGCACUCUUAAUGGAUAAAUCACCGCGUCAGAGCAUACGUGACCCUGAGUUGUUAUCAAGGGGUGGUGGUUGCGAUGGUGGUGCAGGUGAAUUGCAUCAAGCCGAGGUGCCCACCACGAAUUUGAUACAAUUGGAUGAAGACGAUGCCCAAGACGAUGACAUAAUCUUUGAAGAUUUUGCGCGUCUUCGGCUGAAGGGAGCCGAAACUGAAGCCUAGGCAACGGGCAUUCUCCACUGGCGUUGCGUUGAUACGACAUUGGCCAUUUAGUGUGCUGAAUAAUAUCAUAAUGUAAAUUUCUUUGGAUGACGUAAUUUGACUAUGUGUGAAUUCAAGAUUAGGUCUCCGUUUUAAAAAUUUGUAUCCUUGAUAUUCACUAACCAAUUCUUAUUUAUUUUGUAUGUACAGUAGAAAAAAUUAAAUUGGUGGUGCAAAAAAUAUAAAACAAUAUAUACUAAAACAAGCUAAAUAUCCGUUGGAAACUAAGUUAAGUGUUUAAGUUGAAAAUGUAAUAAUUGUGCAAAUCGAAUGUUUAACAUCUAUUUGACCGUUGAGAGAAUUGUGGAUGCUAAGUUAUUACUGCAACAAAUACUGAGCUGAAAAAUUAUUAGAAUUGAGCAAUUAGCGUUGGGGGAAAUUAAACGAAAAACUAAACUAUCAUCGCGCAAAACAGAAAAUAUGCAUUUUAAUUGUAUUUACUAUUUUAUAAUAUCUUAUAAUUUUUGAAACUUCAUUUGUAAGCUGUUACG